This is a messenger RNA of Symbiodinium sp. CCMP2456, 747 nucleotides long. Lineage: Eukaryota; Dinophyceae; Suessiales; Symbiodiniaceae. The record is from the annotation of a GenBank genome assembly.
AUGGAUCGGGCCGCGAUGCCACUGCCAAGGCUUUCGCUGCUCUAUCUGCCCGGCUGCGGUUCUUUGCCCGGUGGCCGCAAGGAGCGAUUUCUGGAGGCCUACGCGAAGCAGCGUGGCUGCCACCUGCGCUGCUUGGAGUACGCAAAGCCGCUGGGAUCCGAGGACCCACUGCGGCCAGCCGAGGCCCUCAGCAGCCUCGAAGAGGCAGUUCGUGACGCCCAGCGUGUAUCGUUGCCACCUGCACUGGUCGUGGCCGCCUCAAUGGGUGCCUGGAUAGCCGCCGGCCUCGCCCGACUUGGGGGUGUUUGCGGAGCUUUGCUGCUGGCACCGGCGGGGGCGCGGAUAGUGUCUAAAGCAAUGGCUGGACGAUCUGCAGGCACUGCUAUCCUGCCUUCGGAACAUUCGGCCACGGGCGGCUACACCAUCAACUCGACCAUCCUUGUGGAGCUUGAGGAGGCCUCGAUCGCUGACAUGAUGCCUGCUGCUUGUCCGGUUUGCAUCCUUCACGGCGACAAAGAUGAGGCAGUGCCGCUCGAAGCUUCGGAAGAGCUCCUCGGCCAAUUGCUGGCUAAAGGUGGAGAGGCACGCAGCCCGAACUGCCCGAGCCCUCGACCAGCUGCAGCUUCAAAAGUGGGAUCUUCGGACUCCUCGCACCUCAUGCAACCCUUCGCCGAAUCCACGGCGGUGACCACCGCCUGUCCAAACCUGCUGAGCUGCAGGUCCUCGAGGAGGAGCUGGAUCGGCUGA